Messenger RNA from Paramuricea clavata, 294 nucleotides. Lineage: Eukaryota; Metazoa; Cnidaria; Anthozoa; Malacalcyonacea; Plexauridae. The record is from the annotation of a GenBank genome assembly.
AUGUACCCUAGGCACUGGUUCCAAUUUGCGGAUGACACAGCAAUAUUAAGUGCACAUGAAGAGGACAAUCAAUUGCUUUGUAAUGUAUUUAAUAAAUGGUCAACGUGGGCGGAUUUGCAUAUUCGUGUUGAGAAAUGCCAUACUUUUGGAAUCAAGAAGCAAUCCUCAAAAGCAAUUCAAUACCAACCAGUUAUUAUCAUCUCGGGCAAGCGUGUACCGCCGAUUGAAUGCGAACAGGGGUUUAACUAUCUUGGAAAGCAAUUUAACUUUAAUAUGGAAUGCGAGCAGAUCAAA